CCUGCCUGUCCCCUGCCUGUCCCCUGCCUGUCCCCUGCCCUGCACACCCACCCAGGGACACCGAGCAGAGGGCACUCCAUGGAUGACGACCGUCCCCUCUUCAUCACCUUCAAGCCCCUCGCUGAGGACAGCACAGCCAGAGCCAAGCCAGCACCCACCAGCACCCCCAGCCAGCCCCAGGGGGCAGAGCAGCUGCCAGGAUGUCACAGCAGGCAUGGCAGGGUCCCUCCAGGCUUCUGGCCACCCCCAGCAGCCCAGUCCCUGCCCGAGGGGGAGCCGUGGCCGGAGCGGGUGGCCCUGCGUGCCCGCACCAGGCUCUGGUUUGAGCAGACACAAGCGCAGAGGUUGGGGCCCGAGGGGGAGCUCCCCUCGUGGUUCCACGGCUUCAUCAGCCGCAGGGAGGCCGAGCAGCUGCUGCAGGAUCAGCCCCUGGGCUGUUUCCUGGUGCGCUUCAGCGAGAGCACCGUGGGCUUCGUGCUGUCCUACAGGGGCAGGGAUCGCUGCCGGCACUUUGUCCUGGACCAGCUGCCAGACGGGCGCUACGUGAUCCUGGGCGAGAGCAGCGCCCACGCCGAGCUGGCCGAGCUGCUGCGGCACCACGGCACCGCCCCGGUCACACCGUACCGCGAGUUCCUCACCGUGCCCCUGCCCUGCCGGAAAGAGGAGCCCCGAGGGCGGGCACAGCCCCCGGCUGGCGGUGCUGCUGCACAUUCCCCACCGAGCCAAGCACCGGCCAAGCUCCCGGAGUCCAGCCCCGCGUCCCUGGAGUGCCCCAGAGCCGAGGGCGGCUCCGCCAGGGAGGUAACGGGGCAGGGGGAUGGAGGAAAUUCCCAAGCACAGGAUGGGAGGCGGGGGAUCAGUGACACCCCCAGCCCUCAGCCCUGCCCUGUCCCAUCUCUCCCGCAGGCUCCCGGGGUGCCACCGUCGCUCCCUGCCAAGAGCAGCUCCCGGGGCGCGGCUCGGGGGCUGCCCAGCCCCUCCGGCAGCGCGGCAGCCCCCGAGGUCCCCUAUGCCCAGGUGCACAAAGAAUCCGCCCGCCCCGAGCCCCCCGAGGCCAAGUACCAGCAGCUCAUGUGUUUCCACAUCUACGCCGAGCCCCGCGAGGAGACGGACCCCAGCCCCUCAAGACACUGCGAGCCCCAGGAGCCCACCCCCGGGGGACACAUCCCCGGGGGACCCCCCAGCCCCGAGGAGCCCAUCCCCUUCUAUGCCAUGGCCCGCGGUUGGAGCUCCCGUGCCAGCCCCGAGGAGAACGUCUACUCCGAGGUGGCACUGGCCCGGCAGGAUGUGCCUGCCCGGCCCCCCACAGCCCCCCAAAACGCCUUCUCCACGCUGCCCCCCAAAGGCCGGCCCCACCGCCGGCUCCUGCGCAGCGUUUCCAGCCAGGACUGCAGGAGGAGGCAGCUCUCGGCGGCUCCCAGCACGGACAGGAAGGACAGAGGAGCUCCCAGCUCAGGCACACAGGUUGCUCUGAAGCCUGAGCUGGAGCUGGAUGACCCCGUGUACAGCAGGAGCACACCCAGGGAGCAGCAGCCCAUGGCUGAGAACGUGUACGAGCAGCUGCCUGGGGACUGCCCCUGAGCCUCCCAGGCAGGAGGAACCUCAGCCCCCAGCUCACUGCAGGAAGCCCCUGGCCCUGGGAGGAGAGCUCCAAGGCUGCUGUUGGACCCAGCUGGUGAUGCCAAUCUGCUCCAUGGGGAGCUCUUCCAGCUUCCCAGCCCUGUUGGACAGCACAGGAGGGAGCCUCACCUCACCCAUGAACACAUUCCAAGAGACUUCUGUUAAUAAAAUGAGGGAGAAAAGCUGUUACAGGAAAAACAGAUGAGUUUGGCACAGUUGGUGCACGCAGUAGGAUAUUAAAAUGGCCAGAAACU
Messenger RNA from Onychostruthus taczanowskii (white-rumped snowfinch), 1874 nucleotides. It is a transcript of the gene SH2D2A, whose product is annotated as SH2 domain containing 2A. The coding region runs from base 79 to 1581 and encodes 500 amino acids. NCBI's taxonomy places the organism in Eukaryota, Metazoa, Chordata, Aves, Passeriformes, Passeridae. The record is from RefSeq and is a predicted model, not a curated record. Gene Ontology annotation, cellular component: cytoplasm. The transcript is spliced from 7 exons.